AUGUCCUUAGUUACUCAUCAUCAAAGUUUACCAGCUUUUCUUCAUGACAGUCUUUUCAAGGCUAGCCACUAUUUAUCUAAUUUUUCAGUAAAUUGUGAAUAUUUCUUUCUUGCUUUCUUUCCUUCCUUCCUUCUUUCUUUCUUUAUUUCUUUCUGUCUUUCUUUCUUUCACUAUCUCCAUUUCUUUCUUUCUUUCUUCUCAACAAAUCCAUUCUUAUUACUUUCCAAAAACGCUAGAUUAUUUGUCUGUCUGUCUGUCUGUCUGUCUGUCUUUCUUCCUUUCUUUCUUUCUUUCUUUCUUUCUUUCUUUCUUUCUUUCCUUCUUUCUUUCUUCUCAACAAAUCCAUUCUUAUUACUUUCCAAAAACGCUAGAUUAUUUGUCUGUCUAUCUGUCUUUCUUUCUUUCUUUCUUUCUUUCUUUCUUUCUUCUCAACAAAUCCAUUCUUAUUACUUUCCAUCCAAAAACGUUAGAUUGUUGUCUUUUUUCUUUCUUUCUUUCUUUCUUUCUUUCUUUCUUUCUUUCUUUCUUCUCAACAAAUCCAUUCUUAUUACUUUCCAUCCAAAAACGCUAGAUUGUUGUCUUUUUUCUUUCUUUCUUUCUUUCUUUCUUUCUUUCUUUCUUUCUUUCUCAGAAACACUAUAUUCCUUUCUCCUUUCCAUACAGUUUUUUGCCAUUUUCAACAUUUCCCAUUAUUACUGCGAAAUUUAUGUUUCUCUUUACAUUUGGCUUCUUGUACAAUUAACAACGUCUCUUCGAUCCACUACUUUUUUUCAUUUUCCUUUCAUUUUUUCAUUCUUUCCUUCCUACUCCCUUUCUUUAUUUCUUUCUUCCUCCCGAUUUAGCUAUCUCUCGGGUGUUUUCCUAAAGAUGCCACACGGAAUUAGGAGUUUCUUGCUUUUGGAUUUUCGUAAAAUUAACAACGUCUCUCUCUCUCUCUAUCUCUCUCUCUCUCUUUCUCUCUCUCUCUCUCUCUCUCUCUCUAUCUCUCUUCUCUCUCUCUCUUCUCUCUCUCUCUCUCUCUCUCUGAAUUUAUACUCAUUUCGUUUCAAUUUUGAGAAAGAAAGAGCAAUCAAAGACUGA
Molecule: messenger RNA, 1080 nt
Organism: Acanthosepion pharaonis
Lineage: Eukaryota; Metazoa; Mollusca; Cephalopoda; Sepiida; Sepiidae
Source: the annotation of a GenBank genome assembly